Molecule: messenger RNA, 533 nt
Organism: Juglans microcarpa x Juglans regia
Lineage: Eukaryota; Viridiplantae; Streptophyta; Magnoliopsida; Fagales; Juglandaceae
Product: flowering-promoting factor 1-like
Exons: 1
Coding region: 45-521 (158 amino acids)
Biological process (GO): vegetative to reproductive phase transition of meristem; regulation of flower development
Source: RefSeq, a predicted model, not a curated record
ACGCGCUCUCCCAUUGAGUAUUCUCUUCUCGUUUUGUCUGCCAUAUGACACCUAUAAAUACCACCUCCACCCUUUCCUUCCCUCACCACCCCACUAUUUCCUUUAUUCUCCAGCUUAAUUUGAAGUACUUCAUUCAAAGAAACCAAAACUACAAACACAUCCCAGAAUUAAAAAUGUCGGGGGUUUGGAUUUUCAGGCCAGAUGGCGUAUUUGGACCUCAGGUUGGAAGUCAUCAACCAGAGUCCUCCUACGAUGGAGGGCAAGGAAGUAGUUCUAGGAGAAAGGUUUUGGUGCACUUACCAACCGGACAGGUGGUAUCAUCCUACUCCACCCUGGAGCAAAUCUUGAUGGGUUUAGGGUGGGAGAGAUAUUAUGGAAGUAACUCUAACCUCUUCCAAUUUCACAAGCAAUCUUCCAUUGACCUAAUUUCUCUCCCAAGGGAAUUCUCCAAGUUCAACUCCGUUUACAUGUACGAUAUUGUCGUUAAAAUUCCCAAUAUCUUCCACGUCCGAGAUAUGUGAGCAUGCACUCAU